GCGAUGAGACAGAGAGGCGCCUCCCAGGCCCUGCUGAUCAACAUGUACCUGUCAGAUCCUGUCGGAGACGGUCUCUUCAAGGAAGGGAAGAGCCCAGGUUGGGGGCCGCUGAGUCCCGCCGUGCAGAAAGGCAGCGGGCAGAUCCAGCUGUGGCAGUUCCUGCUGGAGCUUCUGGCCGACCGCGCCAACGCCGGCUGCAUCGCGUGGGAGGGCGGCCACGGCGAGUUCAAGCUCACGGACCCCGACGAGGUGGCGCGGCGCUGGGGCGAGCGCAAGAGCAAACCCAACAUGAACUACGAUAAGCUCAGCCGCGCGCUCCGCUACUACUACGACAAGAACAUCAUGAGCAAAGUGCACGGCAAGCGCUACGCCUACCGCUUCGACUUCCAGGGCCUCGCGCAGGCCUGCCAGCCGCCCCCCGCGCACGCCCACGCCCACGCCGCGGCCCAGGACGGGGCGCUCUACAAGCUGCCCGCCGGCCUCGCCCCGCUGCCCUUCCCCGGCCUCUCCAAACUCAACCUCAUGGCCGCCUCGGCCGGCGUGGCACCCACCGGCUUCUCCUACUGGCCCAGCCCGGGCCCCGCCGCCACCGCCGCGCUCUACCCCGGCCCGGCCUUGCAGCCCCCGCCCGGGCCCUUCGGCGCCGUGGCCGCCGCCUCGCACUUGGGGGGCCAUUAUCACUAA
Molecule: messenger RNA, 684 nt
Organism: Suncus etruscus (white-toothed pygmy shrew)
Lineage: Eukaryota; Metazoa; Chordata; Mammalia; Eulipotyphla; Soricidae
Gene: FEV
Product: FEV transcription factor, ETS family member
Exons: 3
Coding region: 4-684 (226 amino acids)
Biological process (GO): regulation of transcription by RNA polymerase II; cell differentiation
Cellular component (GO): nucleus
Molecular function (GO): sequence-specific DNA binding; DNA-binding transcription factor activity, RNA polymerase II-specific
Source: RefSeq, a predicted model, not a curated record